AUGGAGCACACCAAGCAAGCCGGCCGGGACGUCUCGUCUCGGCCCAAGGCGCGUGUCCUUUACCAGGCCUACAGCUUCCUCAAAUAUCAUGCUUACACGGCUUACUUGCUAAGCUGUAACAACAUCUUUGACAUCAUUGUCUCGGGCUUCCUAUUUGGUCUGAUCAACGCGCCCAUUGCACCUCGUCUCUCUUUGGGGCCGUCUCGGUCCUGGAGCCAUCUGCUGAAGGCCGCACCCGGUAUGCUCUUGUGGUCGUGGAGCAACCUCGCCAUCUUCAACCUCCACAACCAGCGUCAUGGUGCCGAAGAAGAUGCCGUGAACAAGCCCUGGCGUCCGCUUCCUUCGAAGCGUCUGACACCAGCCCAGGCAACGUGGGCCAUGUACUGCAUGUAUCCAGUAAUCCUGGGCAUCUCGUGGAAGUUCGGCGGCUUGGGUCCGUGUCUUCUUGAAGCGAUAUCAUGCAUACACUACAAUGAGUGGGGUGGAAGUUCUGAUCCCUUCUUGAAGAAUCUCCUAAACGGGGUUGGAUUCGCAUGUUUCCUCGGCGGCCCCCUCGAGGUCGCUACGGGCCAUUCGCUGCUCCAGGGAAAGGCGGCCAUCUGGAUGGCAAUCCUCGCGGCUUCAAUCACCACUAUGUCACAUGCUCAAGAUUUCAGAGACAAAGAAGGGGACAGGAUGGCUGGCAGGAAGACAGUGCCCCUCAUCAUCGGCGACACGAACGCCAGGGUGCUGGUCGCCACAGGAGUUCUCGGCGGCCCAGCGAUAGCAUGCUGGUUCUGGCAAGCUGGCUGGUCAAGUCUCUUGGCCUGGCUUGCGGGUGGUGCCAUGUCGGUGAACUUCUUCCGGGACAGGAGCCAGAAAGGAGACACUUUAUCGUGGAGAAUGUUUCCACUCUGGCUGCUCGGCAUGACUUUGAUUCCUCUGGGAGGAUUCUAA
Molecule: messenger RNA, 936 nt
Organism: Neoarthrinium moseri
Lineage: Eukaryota; Fungi; Ascomycota; Sordariomycetes; Amphisphaeriales; Apiosporaceae
Exons: 1
Coding region: 1-936 (311 amino acids)
Cellular component (GO): membrane
Molecular function (GO): transferase activity, transferring alkyl or aryl (other than methyl) groups
Source: RefSeq, a predicted model, not a curated record